AUGAACCUGCUUAACAACACUCGAGUUGUUGACCUUCUCCUGAAUCGCCUCCGUCAAACGCCUGUUACCCAUUCUAGUGAUGCUAGUCGCUCACUCUGGGCAAUUGGCGUAUUCGAAUCUCCACAGAACAAGGGAAGAUCUUGCAAAGAACCUAAGGAGCAAUAUGGUGGUAGUACUUCUUCUUCUUCUUCGUCUUCUGAAAGCAAGAAUCUGAACCUAGUAACGUCAAGAAAAGACGUCGCUACGCAAAUACUACAGCAUCUACUCGAUACAAAUGGCAUAGUAAAAUUUGCUGCCGGAGAGCAGGCAUCGUUGCUGCAUACCACUGUAAAACUCUCGCUACCCAACGCGCCACAGCUUCUAUCAGCACUGGAUUUACCUGGACUGUUGCGCGGAGACCCUUUGGACUGUGCGGCUAUACUACAUGCGCUAGUCGCGCUUCAGGAAACUAAGGACAGAGGUGCACCAGCGAGUGUCCUAGAACAUGAUGGAACAAAGGCUCCUCUCGACGUAGCGGACAUAGGACCCAUUAUUAACGAAGGAUUGACAAAAGAGUGGCGAGGCUUGCGGCCACGUGAAUUCUCGCAGAUUUGCUUCAAUCUAGGGAAACUAGUGGCUGUGGUGCCAUCAUCAGGACUAGUACAAGUAGGCAGACCUUCCACAAACUCAUCAAAACCAACAACAACAAACACUACUUGGAAGCAAGCCCUAGCUUCCUCAAUUGCGAACAAGAUGGGAACAUUCCCUGUCGAAAGCAUGACCCCUCUAGAUGUCACUCACAUGUGCUGGGGCCUAGCAAAGUUGGGAGGACUAGCACCUUCUGAUUCGACUUUGGUGUUGAUGCAUGAUGCCGUGCGGCGGCACAUGCCUCAAGCCGAUAAGCUCGUCAAGCAGCAAAACAAGUCAGGCAGAGCCAGUUUAGCAACGAUUCGCGACUUGUCUACGAUAAUCCAUUGUCAUGCGCUUUUUCUCGAAAAUCUUGGAGGUGUCAAGGGAAACAGGCUAAUAGGCGUUGGUGAAGACACAAACGACCGGGAAGGGGAGCAUGCUUCUUCCACGACCAACAAGGAAACAGCCACAGCUUUACGCGAAUCGGCGUUGCGCUUUGCUGAAUUAC
Molecule: messenger RNA, 1117 nt
Organism: Amoebophrya sp. A25
Lineage: Eukaryota; Dinophyceae; Syndiniales; Amoebophryaceae
Source: the annotation of a GenBank genome assembly